Micropterus salmoides (largemouth bass) is the source of this 9556-nucleotide messenger RNA. Its product is annotated as receptor-type tyrosine-protein phosphatase delta-like. The record is from RefSeq and is a predicted model, not a curated record. Bases 424 to 6258 code for a protein of 1944 amino acids. The transcript is spliced from 45 exons. NCBI's taxonomy places the organism in Eukaryota, Metazoa, Chordata, Actinopteri, Centrarchiformes, Centrarchidae. Gene Ontology annotation, molecular function: protein binding; protein tyrosine phosphatase activity. Gene Ontology annotation, biological process: protein dephosphorylation.
UCAGCAUCAGUUUGAAGUCAAAUCUGACAGCCACUGCUUUGCCUGGUCCUAUUCCCGUCAUUUCCACUCUCUGGUGGUCAUCCCGUCUCGUUUAAGAGUUCAGUCGGGACUGUGGGAGCGCGUCUGCUUGCUGUCUUCAACUUGGGGUGAAGAAAGACAGGGGAAACUCCUCGGGAUUCUCCGUACACCGAGCUCUGAUCCGGAUAUUCUGUUUGACGUGUUGAAGUGCUUAUUAAGGAGAAUUCUGGGGAGAUUUCUUGCUCUCUCAUUCCUCAAGGAUGAAGCAGCACAGUGGACGUGUGUACUGAAACAGCUCCCACUUUUAAUCUUCCCAUUCCAGGAUGAACCAUGAGCAAAGGUUGUGAGGGCCUGUUUCUAUCGUCCUGUUGUACAGUGAGGCAGUGAGCUCACGGUGGAUACAGCAUGCAUGUGUCGACGUAUCCCAUGAUGCAUUCUGCCAGUCCGGGCCUGCUCCUCCUCAGCUUCCUCUUCCUCGCUGAUGCCGACUCACCCCCCAGAUUUACACGAACGCCAGAAGACCAAACAGGAGUCCAGGGUGGAGUGGCCUCCUUUGUGUGCCAGGCCACAGGGGACCCACAGCCCAAGAUUGUCUGGAACAAGAAAGGCAAAAAAGUCAGCAACCAGAGAUUUGAGGUAAUAGAAUUUGACGACGGGUCCGGCUCGGUCCUGAGGAUCCAGCCACUGAGGACUCCCAGAGACGAGGCUAUUUACGAAUGUCAUGCCUCCAACUCUGCAGGAGAAAUCACUGCCUCCACCAGACUAAGUGUGCUACGAGAAGACCAGUUGCCCUCGGGGUUCCCCACCAUAGAUAUGGGUCCCCAGCUGAAAGUGGUGGAGCGUUCUCGGACCGCUACCAUGCUCUGUGCCGCUAGCGGCAACCCUGACCCAGAAAUUACCUGGUUCAAGGAUUUCCUGCCAGUCAAUACAUCCAGUAACAACGGACGAAUCAAGCAGCUCCGCUCAGAGUCCUUUGGUGGCACGCCCAUACGAGGUGCUCUCCAGAUAGAGAUGAGUGAGGAGUCAGACCAGGGGAAGUAUGAAUGCGUUGCGACCAACAGUGAUGGGACACGCUAUUCCACCCCAGCGAACCUCUAUGUUAGAGAGCUGCGAGAAGUGCGUCGUGUCCCCCCUCGCUUCUCCAUCCCCCCAGCGGACAGCGAGAUCAUGCCAGGGGGCAACGUCAACAUCACCUGUGUGGCAGUAGGCUCCCCUAUGCCGUAUGUGAAGUGGAUGCUGGGAGCAGAGGACCUGACGCCCGAGGAUGACAUGCCCAUCGGGCGCAACGUCCUGGAACUGACUGACGUACGUCAGUCCAACAAUUACACGUGUGUCGCUAUGUCAACGCUUGGUGUGAUUGAGGCGGUGGCACAGAUUAUUGUGAAAGCUUUGCCAAAGGCUCCUGGUAUCCCUGUGGUGACAGAGAGAACUGCAACAAGCAUUACACUCACCUGGGACUCUGGCAACCCUGAGCCUGUCUCCUACUAUAUCAUACAGCACCGUGCCAAAGGGUCAGAGGACCCCUACAAAGAGAUUGAUGGCAUCGCCACAACGCGCUACAGUGUGGGUGGCCUCAGCCCAUACUCCCACUAUGACUUUCGGGUAGCAGCCGUUAACACCAUUGGCCAGGGCCCCUCCAGCGAGGUGGUGGAGGCUCGGACAGCCGAGCAAGCCCCCUCCUCGCCCCCUCGACAGGUCAGAGGUCGAAUGCUGAGCACGACAACAGCAAUUAUCCACUGGGAUGAACCAGAGGAACCUAACGGACAGGUGGUGGGCUACAGAGUCUACUACACCUCGGACAACACUCUGCCAGUCAACCAGUGGGAGAAGCAGAUGGUGCGCAGCGCCAAUUUCAUCACCAUCCAGGGUUUGACUCCCAACAAGACUUAUUACAUCAGAGUGCUGGCCUUCACAUCUGUAGGAGACGGACCCUUGUCCCAGGACCUGCAGAUUAUAGCAAAGACUGGAGUUCCAUCCCAACCUUCAGAAUUUAAGGGGGAGGCCAAGUCUGAGACCAGUAUCUUGUUGUCCUGGGUAGCCCCACCCCAGGGUGGUCCCGACAACCAGAUCACAGGAUAUGAACUGGUCUACCGACGAGCUGAUGACACAGAGGAGAAGAAAGUGAGCUUUGAGCCUACCACCUCGUACCUGUUAAAUAACCUGAAGCCUUUCUCCACCUACACCUUCCAACUGGCUGCCAAGAGCAAGCAUGGAAUUGGGGCGUAUACCAACGAGGUGUCCAUCGACACGCCACAGACGCUUCCUUCAGCACCUCCUCAGGACAUCACAUGCACCAGUCCUAGUUCUACCAGCGUCCUGGUAAGUUGGGCUCCACCUCCUCUGGAGUUUCAGAAUGGCAUCAUUACAGGAUACUCCAUCCAGUACUCCACUACUGAGGGCAACAAGAUGUCUAAAAGAAUUGAUGGAAUUCCUCCGGAAAGUUCUCCGUAUCUCCUGGAAAACCUAGAGAAAUGGACUGAGUACGGCAUAACAGUACGAGCGCAGACGGAAGCUGGGGAUGGACCAGAAAGUUUACAGCUGCUUAUCCGCACCGAGGAAGAUGUUCCAAGUGGUCCUCCGCGAGGGGUGGAGGCAGAGACUGUGAACGCCUCGGCUGUUAGGGUGAAAUGGCGAGCACCGGCGCCCGAACGGCAGCACGGUCAGAUCCGAGGCUACCAAGUCCACUAUGUGAGGAUGAACUACGGAGAACCUCAGGGUCAGCCCUUCGUGAAGGACAUCCUCAUAGAGGACUCUCAGUGGGAAAAUGAUGAAUCAGCUGAAUAUGAGGUGGUUCUUGGAGACCUGAAGGCAGACACUUCCUACUCUGUAUCAGUGGGGGCUUACACCGCCAAGGGUGAUGGCGCUCGCAGCAAACCUGUUUCUGUCUGUAGCGCCCUUCCACUGCCUGAGAAGCCCAAACUGAUGGUGAGUGCCACUGAUUCAGGUACUGCUUUGCUUCAGUGGUACCCACUUCCUAACCCACCCACCCCGCUCCUGGGGUACCGCCUCACCUUUGGCCGCAUCGACGUUCUUCCCUUUACGGUAGUGGAGUUCCCCUCCAAGGAGAACCGCUACACCGCCCAGGACAUCCACAAGGGAGCUAACUAUGUGUUCAGACUCUCUGCCCGUAACAAAAUGGGCUACGGAGAGGAGGCUGUAAAGGAAGUGACAACUCCGGAAGACGUCCCAAGUGGAUACCCAGAAAAUAUUAUCUUAGAGGAAGCUUCCGCCACCUCCCUCCAGCUGAUGUGGAAAUCAGUUCCACUAAUUGAGCAAAAUGGGAAAAUUGUGAAGUACUCAGUGCUGUAUAAGGAUAUAAACAGUCGAGGGAACGCCUCAGAAGUUGUGCUGCCCGCUCCAGGGUCGAGUGUUUUGUUGGAGGGCCUGAGUGCCGAUACUGUGUAUGAUGUCAGGUUGUGCGCAUUCACAGCUGUCGGCCCUGGGCCUUACAGCCCCAGUGUCCAGUUUAGGACUCAGCGGCUAGACCAAGUUUUUGCCACCAACUUCAGAGUAAAGGCUGCCAUGAAGAACUCUGUUCUGCUGUCCUGGGAGAUCCGAGACAAGAACCCUGCCCAGCCAUUCACUAUCUUGUAUGGAAAAGGCCAGUCUGUGGAAGUAGACGGGAAGCAGACUCAGAAGCUGAUCACUGGCUUGGAGCCAGACACCCAGUACUCCUUUCUGCUAACCAACCGGGCCAACAGCGCAGGGGGUCUGCAACACCGUGUCACCGCCACCACCGCCCCUGACAUCCUAAAAACCAAGCCCAUGGUGGUGGGAAAGACCAACGCAGACGGCAUGGUGACUGUGCAGCUUCCAACUGUGCAGACCACAGCCAAAGUCAGGGGUUACUAUGUGGUGGUGGUGCCACUGAAGAAGCAGAGAGGAGGGAAGUUCCUGAAUCCCUGGGAGGAGCCUGACCAGAUGAACCUGGAUGAGCUCCUGAAAGAGAUCAACAGGACCAGUGUCAGUCGUGCCCUCCGCAUCCGCAGACAGGCUGGCCAGUCAGAUCCUAAGGCCUAUGUCACUGCUCACUUUAAAACCCUACCCCUAGAGUUCACACUAGGUGAUGGGCGAAACUAUGGUGACUUCCGCAACCGUCCACUGCAGAACGGACAGGAGUAUGUUUUCUUUGUGCUUGCACUGCUAGACCUCUCUGAGAAUACUAUGUACGCCACUAGUCCCUAUUCUGACCCCGUGACCUCAUCGGAUGUGGAUCCUCAGCCGAUCGUAGAUGAGGAAGAGGGUCUAUUGUGGGUGGUGGGGCCUGUGCUGGCUGUCAUCUUCAUUGUCUGCAUCGUCAUCGCCAUUCUCCUCUUCAAGAGCAAACCUGACAGGAAAAGGGCAGAGGCCGAAGGCAGGAAGGGCAGUUUCCCCUGCAGCAAAGCCAUGUCGUCCCACCAUCCCACUGACCCUGUGGAGCUACGCAGAAUCAACUUCCAGACUCCAGCCUAUCGUGUAUCAGUGUACCGUGGUUAUCGCCGUUUGUCAAGCAUGGCAAGUCACCCGCCCGUCCCCAUCUCCGAGCUGGCAGAUCACACUGAGCGCCUCAAGGCAAACGACAAUCUCAAGUUCUCUCAAGAGUACGAGUCCAUCGACCCCGGUCAGCAGUUCACAUGGGAGAACUCCAACUUGGAGGUCAACAAACCAAAGAACCGCUACGCUAACGUCAUUGCCUAUGAUCACUCCCGGGUUAUACUCUCCAGCAUUGAGGGUGUCCCAGGCAGUGACUACAUCAACGCCAACUAUAUUGAUGGCUACCGCCGUCAGAAUGCCUAUAUCGCCACUCAAGGAUCCCUCCCAGAGACCUUCGGGGACUUCUGGAGGAUGGUCUGGGAGCAGCACACAGCCAACAUUAUCAUGAUGACCAAGCUGGAAGAGAAGUCACGGGUGAAGUGUGAUCAGUACUGGCCAACACGGGGCACAGAGACCUACGGCCUAAUCCAGGUCACUCUGCUGGACACAGUGGAGCUGGCCACCUACUCUGUCCGGACCUUCGCUCUUUACAAGAGCGGCUCCAAUGAGAAGCGUGAGGUUCGUCACUUCCAGUUCACGGCCUGGCCAGACCACGGGGUGCCUGAACACCCUACACCCUUCUUAGCCUUCCUGCGCAGGGUCAAAGCCUGCAACCCGGCAGAUGCAGGACCCAUGGUCGUCCAUUGCAGUGCUGGAGUGGGUCGCACGGGCUGCUUCAUCGUGAUCGACGCCAUGGCGGAGCGAAUAAAGCAUGAGAAGACCAUCGACAUCUACGGCCACGUCACGCUGAUGCGCUCCCAGAGGAACUACAUGGUUCAGACGGAGGACCAGUACAUCUUCAUUCACGAUGCACUGCUGGAGGCUGUGACCUGCGGGAACACCGAGGUCCCCGCAAGGAACCUGUACUCCUACAUCCAGAGACUGACGCAGAUCGAACCAGGAGAGAAUGUCACCGGCAUGGAGCUGGAGUUCAAGCGUCUGGCCAGUGCCAAGGCCCACACAUCACGGUUCGUGAGUGCCAACUUGCCAUGCAACAAGUUCAAGAACCGGCUGGUGAACAUCAUGCCCUACGAGACCACGCGUGUGUGUCUGCAGCCAAUCAGAGGAGUGGAGGGAUCUGACUACAUCAACGCCAGCUUCAUUGAUGGAUACAGGCAGCAGAAGGCCUACAUAGCAACCCAAGGCCCGCUGGCUGAGACCACAGAGGACUAUUGGAGGAUGCUGUGGGAACACAACUCCACCAUAGUUGUCAUGCUAACAAAACUGAGAGAAAUGGGACGGGAGAAAUGUCACCAGUACUGGCCGGCAGAGCGCUCAGCCAGGUACCAGUACUUUGUGGUGGAUCCCAUGGCUGAGUACAACAUGCCCCAGUACAUCCUCCGAGAGUUCAAAGUCACUGAUGCCAGGGACGGCCAAUCUCGAACAGUUCGUCAGUUCCAGUUUACUGACUGGCCAGAGCAAGGAGUGCCAAAAUCAGGGGAGGGUUUCAUUGAUUUCAUUGGCCAGGUGCACAAAACUAAAGAACAGUUUGGCCAGGAUGGGCCAAUAACUGUGCACUGCAGUGCUGGAGUAGGGAGGACUGGUGUGUUCAUCACACUCAGCAUCGUGCUGGAGAGGAUGAGGUACGAGGGAGUGGUGGAUAUCUUCCAGACUGUCAAGAUGCUGCGCACCCAGAGACCUGCCACCGUUCAGACAGAGGACCAGUACCAGUUCUGCUACCGGGCCAGUCUGGAGUACCUGGGAAGCUUUGAUCACUAUGCAACAUAAACCCAGUGGUCGUCUCUCAUGCCACAUCCCACCUAGUGCACUUUUCUUUGGUCACACACGGCCUGAAUUAAUGCACUAGGCUGCGAUGUGUCUUUGAAGAUUUUUACCACCACAUGCAGAGUGAAGGGGGACCAUCGGCUUAUCCCGUACCCAGAAACAGCACCUCUAACUGAGCCAUAGUAACCUGCUUGACAAGGGUGUUUCCUUCCACCCUCAGCCCAAACACACCCAUUGGUCAGUCUGAAGAAGCAACUUCAACCACUGUUCCAAUCAGAAUACUUGAUCAGAUAUUGAUUUUUAUUCAUUUUCAGUGCUUUUGUGAGCACCCAGGUUGCUUUACAUUGUUUGGGUGUGGAACUCUCACCUCGUCCACCACCAGUGUAGCAUCACCAAUACAGGACCCGGCUACAGUAUUUAGCUGUCACAGGAAAUUUAGAUUUUUCUAUCUUGAGGACUGUCUAGAAGGAGUCUACAAAAUCCAUCUUAUGGAAGCCUCGUGGACUGAAAGAACUGGGACUUUUGAGCACCAGAGAAUUGCCAACAGGAGACUGAAAACACAGAGCACACCGUAUUAAAAAAGAACACACAUCCCAAAAGAAGUGUUUUUUUUCUGUUUUGUUUUAGGAAACAGACUCUCGUUUCCUGUGAAUGAUAAAGAAGAUAUUUCUACCAUACAGUAAUAAAAACCACCAGUUCAACCUUAUGCUUCACGAUUUAAGAUAAGGGAAAUUUAAAAGAGAGGUUUAAAAUGCAUACCACAAAGUAAAACAUUCAUUUAGUUUUUUAGAAAAAUAUAGAUAUGUGACUAUCUUGUUUUUUAAAAACUGGGUAUUCCUUGUGGCACGUUCUGUUUUUGUUUUUUACAGAUUUAUGACUUUGUCCCCACCAACGUUACAAAGUUGUAAUUUUUCUUUCUUUUUCUGUGUAAUCAAAUGAGCUGUAGCGAUUUUUUUUAAGUGAUACGGUACUGUUUUAAAUUGUACAAUCAAAUCUAGUGUGGAAAAUGUUCACAAUGCUAUGAAAAACACCACAAUUGGGUGUCACUCUCCUGUAUUCUCUACCCACGCACACACGUUUCGCAUGCACACAGGACCUUAUUUCUACCUGGCCUGCAGUGUGUCAGUGAGGGCAGCCAUUUUUGAAUUCCCACUGGGCCCAUAGAGGUACAAUAUUAACCCUGCUGCUACCAGAAAGAAGAAUCUUACCAAGAUGUUCUGUUUGCAGGUUGUGAGAAAGCCAGAUAAAACACAACUACAGAGAGUAUGCACAGAAAGCAAAAUAUGAGAAAAAAAGUAUUUAUGUGUCCAAUUAAGCUUCACAAAGAUUUCUCAAGCAGGGAGCGAGAAAGGGAUGUAGAAGACAGGGUGGGAUGGGAAGGUCAGGGAAGGAACAAUUGUCUCACUGAAAUGCUCACCUAUGACUUUUCUCUCUGUCUGAUUCAGUGUGCAAUAAGUAGAUGUAUUAUAUAUUUUUGUGUCAAGUCACUAACUGCAGUUAUAUGCCAUUAUGAUGACGAUACUGAUGACGGUGCAUCAUUUUCCAGACACAAGGAUGUUACGCUCCAUAUGGUUCUCACCACCGUUUAACCUGUCCAAACAGAGGGACGUCCUCUUAGGAAGUAGAUCUUUUAUCACGUCACAACUCCAGUAGAUGAUGUCAUCCUUCUAUGUGUCAUGGAAACCAACGAAUGAUCGGACUCAUAUUUCAAACAGCAUCUAAUAAGUAUUUUGAUUUUAGAUUUCUAGUGCCUUAUAUUACACGCCUAUUUUGAUAAAGUUACUUUAAAGGGUUUUUUUUGUGUAUUUUACGUGUGUAUGCUUGUGCGUAUGUGAACUGAAUGUCUGUGCAUAUGAUUUUGUUAUGUUACAGUAUGUGAAUAAGUGUCUUGUUCUGUUUUUGGCUGUGAAAUUAUGUAUGGGAGGCUCUGUGUAGGCUGGAUAGUUGUACUCAUUACUUUCAACCCAGCAACAACAUCAUCAUAUCUCUUUAAAUACGAAAAUAAAAACAACAGCUACUAAUCAUAUCUUACAUGAGACUCAACUACAUGUGGUUUCAAAAUAGGUUAUCAGCAGGAUAGUCUGAUCAGUGUGGAAAGAAAAAAGUUUCUAUGUUGACAGCUUUCCGUCUUUUACUUCCUGGGACACUUUGCACAAGCUUUGUGUAUAUACUCUUUCAUUCUGACUUCAGUUUGACUGCCAUGAAAUUUUGGCCACACUAGCAACUUUUGGCACGGACUGUCAGCUGGCUCAGACAAGCCAUACUUACUCAGCUAUGUAGAAGUCUAUAUAAAGCAGAAAGGCAGUGGUUAUCUCUGUCAGUUUUGAGAAAAAAGCAAAACUGCAAACCCUAUGGUAACACUCAUGUAUCCCACCUGAAGCCCUUCACCUAAAAUCAGUCAAACUGGUCAUCUGUUUUCCACGUUCUGAUGUCUACAAUAUAUUUUUUUUCCUUUAACGACAAAAGCUGAGAGAAGUUCAGGUGCUACACUACGUCUCCAAUGACACAGAAGCUACGUCUUUUUUUCUUUUUGGACCUCCAUUAACGCUUGACCAUACAAGGGGUCGUUGACAGUUUUCCACCAUCUUACAGUAACCCUGUUGUCGUUUUUUUUUUGUAUGCAUGGUACCACUUUUGAGAUGCCCCUAUGGUCGCACCUGUUAUGGGAAGACUUGCACUUUCUCUCUUUGUACUAUGCACUAAUACUAGUAUCCUAUUAUCUCUGAUAGCCCCCACCUCCCCACCACCAAAAGGAGUUUUACUUGAACUCAGUAAAGAUGGAUCCUGUAAUGCUCACAUGGUUGUGUAUAUGUAAAUAACACAAAACACAGAGAGUAAUUGAAUAAAUAAAUGAAUAAAUAAAUAAAGGAUUAUGGUAAAGAGUGAAUAAAAAUCUAUCAGAUAUACAGAGUGAUAAAAGGAUGCACCUGAAAUCACAGUUUAUGGCACAGCAGUUAUGUGCAAUACAUCACAUUGUGGAUUUGUUGUACCACAAAAAGAGAAGUCUCACAAAAAAAGUGUUCUAUUUUACCCCCAAUGUAUCAUGUAGAUGGAUAAAACUGGAGUUUAUAAAUUGUAUAAAAACGAAAAUAUGGUGUGUUACUUGGAUCAGUUACCUCCAAUUGGUCUGUAAAUGUAAACUUUUUUGUUUGUUUGUUUUCUGCUCCGAGUCAACAAGUGCUUUUUAUUUUCUUACAUUCGUUCUCGGAGUGUGUGAAAACCGAAAAACAGGUCUGUAUGGAUUUCUGUUCUCUGUCGACACAAGUUUCAUUUGUUACAAAUAAACUCAAGUGAAAUAAUU